CCCACCACCACUACCGAAGAGUCCAAGCCCGAGGUCGAGAAGCCCGCCGCCCCCAAGACGACGGACAGUGUUUUCGCUAUGUUUGGCGGUGGUCCUAAGAAGGAGAAGAAGCAGGAAGAGGAGUCUCAGGAGGCUAAGGAUGAGCCUUCUGGUUCUGCUAAGGCGCAGAAGGAGGGAGGAAGCUCCCGAAUCCCCCGAAGUUCACUUCGAGCCUGUCAUUCGCCUCACCGAGAAAGUCGAGACUAAGACCAACGAAGAACUCGAGGAGCAGAGCUUCAAGAUGCGCGCCAAACUAUUCAGAUUUGACCCCACCAGCAAGGAGUGGAAGGAGCGUGGUACCGGUGAUGUGAGAUUGUUGAGGCACACCGAGAACAACAAGACCCGCCUGGUGAUGCGCCGUGACAAGACCCUCAAGGUCUGCGCUAACCACUACAUCGUCCCUGACAUGAAGUUGAGCCCCAACGUCGGAAGUGACCGUAGCUGGGUGUGGAACGCAACCGCAGAUGUCAGCGAGGGCGAGCCCGAGGCUGCUACUUUGGCUAUCCGUUUCGCCAACAGCGAGAACGCCAACCUGUUCAAGGAUGCCUUUGAGAAGGCUCGGGCGGAGAACGAGAAGGCCAUUUCUCAGUAGAGUCGCACGUUAUUCAGACUCUUGCUUAAAAAGAAAGAAAUAUAAUGAUUGGAUGCUCCAAAACCAUCACGUUUCAUUGUGCCCCGUCUCGAAAGAGUUUUGAUUGACCUGGGGCAUACCCCCUCCCCACCCACCAUAACUACAUCUAUGUUCUUCCCCGUUGCUUAUUCCCCUCUU
This is a messenger RNA of Aspergillus ruber CBS 135680, 808 nucleotides long. RefSeq names its product Ran GTPase-binding protein YRB1. NCBI's taxonomy places the organism in Eukaryota, Fungi, Ascomycota, Eurotiomycetes, Eurotiales, Aspergillaceae. Gene Ontology annotation, cellular component: cytoplasm; nuclear pore. The record is from RefSeq and is a predicted model, not a curated record. Bases 140 to 631 code for a protein of 163 amino acids. The transcript is spliced from 4 exons. Gene Ontology annotation, biological process: nucleocytoplasmic transport. Gene Ontology annotation, molecular function: GTPase activator activity.